Messenger RNA from Aspergillus novofumigatus IBT 16806, 1100 nucleotides. RefSeq names its product histidine phosphatase family protein. Gene Ontology annotation, cellular component: cytoplasm. The record is from RefSeq and is a predicted model, not a curated record. NCBI's taxonomy places the organism in Eukaryota, Fungi, Ascomycota, Eurotiomycetes, Eurotiales, Aspergillaceae. The coding region runs from base 79 to 720 and encodes 213 amino acids. The transcript has a single exon. Gene Ontology annotation, molecular function: phosphatase activity.
CUUCCCGUGGCUGAUUGAGUUGUAUAUAAGACUAACAAUACCCUGGACGGGUAAUUGGCGCUGCCUUCAUCCUUCGUCAUGGCCUCGAAAGUCCAUCUCGUCCGCCACGCGGAAUCUGUCCACAAUAUUUCACAUGACUUCUCGCAAUUUGAUCCAGAGUUGACUCCUCUUGGCCUUCAGCAGGCCACGCGGCUUGGGCAGUCGUUCCCGUACGGGCGCCAGGUGGGUGCGAUUAUCACCUCUCCACUCAAACGAGCCAUCCAAACCACCCUUGCUGCUUUUCGGCAUAUUCUUGAUAAACGUUAUUUCGACCCCGAUUCUGGGUACGGUGUAGAGAGCGGCGCAAUACUUCUCUUGGACCCAGAUUUGCAGGAGAGGAGUGCACUUCCUUGCGAUACCGGAUCUGCAUCUGAAACCCUAGAAGCGGCUUUUCCGCGACUCGGUUUCAAGGAUUUGGCUGAGGGUUGGCAAGUGAAAGAGGGCCUAUAUUCUCCAGCUGACGAAGCUGUAGAGGAGCGGGCUAAGAGGGUGAGAUAUCGUAUUGCAGCGGUAUGCGAAGAUCUGCAACACCAAGGACGUACGGAUAUUGUCGUUGUGACUCAUGGGGUUUUUAUGAGGUUUUUAUUGGGAAACCCAGAUAUUGAUCUCCCGAAAGCGGGCUGGAAGAGCUACACUGUUGGGAGACACAGCUCUGAUAUUGUUCUAUCGCCUCUCAAGUGACAACUUAGUCUUCCCAAUGUGUCAUGUACCGUUGCUUGGCUGGAUGCUGUUUUAGGCUAUCAGAUAUUGAUUGCCAAACAAAGUUGUCUGUAGGCAGGGGCAUUUGGUAAAUGGGAAUGAUCACGCCUUAGUGUACAUUUGGUGGACAUAUGAGUCCUCAUCCGAGGGCAAGACGCGAAGGCCGAAAUCUUACCCACGCAAAAGCAAUAUCACAGUAGGCUGGCUGUCAUAUCUCUUUUGUACUCUGUUGAAGGGAUACAUAUUCAUUUGCUGACAUGCAAGUCAGUGUUGUUUUGUCUUAAAGUUCAACCAUGAGGACACUUAUUGUCACCAUGGAAGGUUAUACAUAUAAAGAAAGCCUCAAGGCAACUCAUCGCCCA